Lathyrus oleraceus (garden pea) is the source of this 850-nucleotide messenger RNA. RefSeq names its product transcription factor RADIALIS. Lineage: Eukaryota; Viridiplantae; Streptophyta; Magnoliopsida; Fabales; Fabaceae. The coding region runs from base 285 to 563 and encodes 92 amino acids. The record is from RefSeq and is a predicted model, not a curated record. Gene Ontology annotation, molecular function: DNA-binding transcription factor activity. The transcript has 2 exons.
AUGGAGAUACUGAUUCUCCCAUAUUGCUGCAGCUGAAUUUCAUGGGCCAGCAAUUUUGAGUGGUUCUAAAAGAGACAAAUCAUGAUAAUUCUACAUCUUCAUUUUAGCACAAGAUUUUGAUGCCAACUGGCACCACCCUAUCUCAUAUACCUUCUCCUUAUGCUUAUAAAAGGAACACACAUUGUUGUACAUAUCAUCUUAAUCUCAUAUACCACUCUCUAUAAGUGACUCUCAAACCAAAACUAGCUUAUUAUUCCUUCCUCCUACCUUUAAUUAAUUAAGAAAUGGCAUCUAGUUCAAUGUCAGCUUCUGGCUCAUGGAGUGUUAAGGACAACAAAGCCUUUGAAAGAGCUCUAGCUGUUUAUGACAAAGACACACCAGAUCGUUGGUACAAUGUAGCUCAUGCUGUUGGUAGCAAAACUCCAGAGGAAGUUAAGAAACACUAUGAACUUCUCGUUGAAGAUGUUAAGCAUAUUGAGUCAGGGAAAGUUCCAUUCCCAAAUUACAAGAAAAUUUCAGGCUCUCAAGAAGAGAAAAGGAUGAGGAACCUGAGCCUUCAUUGACCAACAACUGUCAUCAACAACAAAACAUAUUGUCUUUUUUGUUUUUAACCAAUCAACAUGUUUUCAAGCACUGAGGAGGUGUUUUGUCUUGCACAGUUCUAAUGUAAUAGUAGCAUUAGAGUAUUAGUCAUAAGAAUCAUAUAUUUUACUAUGAUUCCAUUCCAUCCUUAAUUUACUUUCUUGCCGUUAACGCAGACUAGAAGAAUUAGCAACUGUUUCAGCUCUUUGUUCUAAAUAAAGUUGUAAUUUGCUGGCUUAAUUAUCAUAACAUAUAUUACAUUAUAUUU